AUGCGAGGACUGAUGCGCUCAGGCUGCGAGCAGCCGCUACUGCGCAUGUUGCAUGACAGGUACACGCAAGCCUCCAUCUUGGGCAUCCCGAGCUGAGGCGAAAGGGCAGCAGCCAUAUACUCAGUGAUACAACAACAAAAAGAAAGAGCAACAAAGCUGCGCGAGGAAAUGGAAAGAAAAUUGGCAAUUUGCCGAGAUGUAACUUUUUUUUCUUUCUAAUUUUGAUUUAAACAUCGCGUCAGAGACGGGAGCGCGGAUCAGGAUGGAAAAGAAACAUAGCGACGGCUCUGGGAGGCUGUCUUAACCACUAUUUGCACAGUCAGCGGCACUGUUCGAGUUUUCUCCAAGAACUGACAGGUGACACAGUCGAACGGCUCAACUGUGAACCAGAAUGGGCUUCAAGAAGCUUGUUAUCUUCCUCCUGGUGCUGUCCCUUUGUCUAGAGGGAGGCUCAGCCAAAGAAAAGGGAACAAAGAAGGGGAAAAAGAAAGGGAAGCAGGUUUUCUGUCCAUCACAGCUGUCAUCUGAGGAUCUGGCCCGAGUGCCUGAGAAUUCCACCAGUAACAUCUUGAACAGGUUACUGAUCAGCUAUGAUCCCAGAAUACGGCCCAACUUCAAAGGGACGCCUGUGGAGGACAGAGUCAACAUCUUCAUCAACAGCUUUGGCUCAAUUCAGGAAACAACCAUGGAUUACAGAGUCAACAUCUUCCUGCGGCAGCGCUGGAACGACCCCAGACUGAAGCUGCCGCACGACUUCAAGUCUGACUCUCUCACCGUCGACCCCGGGAUGUUCAAAUGUCUCUGGAAACCCGACCUUUUCUUCGCCAACGAAAAGAGCGCCAACUUCCACGAUGUCACCCAGGAGAACAUCCUCCUCUUCAUCUUUCGUAAUGGCGAUGUCCUCAUCAGUAUGAGGCUGUCCGUCACCCUGUCCUGUCCGCUGGACCUGACCUUGUUCCCCAUGGACACUCAAAGGUGUAAAAUGCAACUUGAAAGCUUUGGCUACACGACAGACGACCUGCGGUUCAUGUGGCAGACGGGAGACCCGGUGCAAAUGGACGCCAUUGCUCUGCCACAGUUUGAUAUCAAACAAGAAGACAUCGAUUACGGGAACUGCACCAAAUUCUAUUCAGGAACAGGGUACUACACGUGUGUGGAGGUUAUCUUCACCCUCAGGCGACAGGUCGGCUUCUACAUGAUGGGUGUUUACGCCCCCACCCUGCUGAUCGUGGUCCUCUCCUGGCUGUCCUUCUGGAUCAACCCUGACGCGAGUGCUGCCAGGGUCCCCUUGGGAAUCCUCUCGGUGCUCUCUCUGUCGUCUGAGUGCACCUCCUUGGCUUCGGAGCUUCCCAAGGUGUCCUACGUCAAGGCCAUCGAUAUCUGGCUCAUCGCGUGCCUGCUGUUUGGUUUCGCCUCGCUGGUGGAGUACGCCGUGGUGCAAGUGAUGCUCAACAGCCCGAAGCGCAUCGAGGCGGAGAAGGCCAGGAUGGCGUCCAGGGAGAAGGCUGCGGGGAAGAUCUCAGCUGCCAAAAACAACACUGUCAACGGGACAGGAGGCACGCCGCUUCAUGUCAGCACCUUGCAUGUGGGCGAGACGCGCUGCAAAAAGGUUUGCACAUCCAAAUCAGACCUCCGGACCAACGAUUUCAGCAUCGUGGGCUCCCUCCCGCGAGACUUUGAGCUGUCGAACUUUGACUGUUACGGGAAGCCCAUUGAUACCGGCAGUGUUCUUGGCAAAUCCCAGGCUAAGAACAACAAGAAACCUCCUCCUCCUAAACCUGUUAUCCCCUCUGCUGCCAAAAGAGUCGAUCUGUACGCCCGAGCCCUGUUCCCCUUCUCUUUCCUCUUCUUUAAUGUGAUUUACUGGUCCUGUUACUUGUGAGUUCCCCUCCCUCGAUUCUCCCCAAAACUUCACUUCCACGGGUUAUUUAUGGAUCAGAUUACGUACAAAGAAAUUCAUUCCAAAGUUGAUAAAUCACUCUCUAUACUAAACUAUUUCUAAGAAGAAAACUACUAUAUUAUUGUAUUUAUAUAAUGAUUAUUAUUAUUGUUACAUUUAUCUUCACAUAGGAAUUAUCAUUUGCGUAUUAAAAGCAUAUUAUCACUUUCUUUAUCUAAUAUAUCUAUAUAGCAUCUUGUAUUGAAUCAUUUUAUUUAUUGACAAUGGUACUUGAGAGGACAAUGCAGGAUAGCAGAUAUAACUGUUGUAAAUCCACAUAUCCACAAAGAUUGAUCACGUAAAACACUGGGACGAAAACGCACCGAUGUGUAAAAGAGCAUUUUUUUAAAUAGUUCUUUUUAAAUAGAUUUAUGCCUGCGAGUUCAAUAAGUUCAAACGUUUUUAUUUAAGCUUCGGCACAACUGUAUAACUUUGUAAUUACUGUGCAUGUUACAUUUUUUUGCAUGUAUAUGAAUAUUUAAAUAUAUAUAUAUAUAUAUAUAUAUAUAAAUGAUAAAAGUAUUUAUUAAAUUUGAUUCUUCUUAUGAUUUGCUCUUGAGAAGAACGUGGAUGACGUGAAACACUCCUGUUCCUGCCUAUGAUGGUCACGUGACACUGCCAGUCCACCACCAAACGUUAGGGUUUGAAAACAUGUGUAGUUUGUGUAAAUGGGUCACUCGUGACGUGGCCGUGUGUUUGUGAAAUUUACAAGCUCCGAAAAAUAAACCAUCAAAUGACUUUUCACCAUUUGAUGGAAUUAAAAAUGAAUACACUUGUUUGAAUCCAUAA
Messenger RNA from Solea senegalensis (Senegalese sole), 2728 nucleotides. RefSeq names its product glycine receptor, beta b (gene glrbb). NCBI's taxonomy places the organism in Eukaryota, Metazoa, Chordata, Actinopteri, Pleuronectiformes, Soleidae. The coding region runs from base 392 to 1882 and encodes 496 amino acids. Gene Ontology annotation, cellular component: postsynaptic membrane; synapse; neuron projection. Gene Ontology annotation, molecular function: transmembrane signaling receptor activity; extracellularly glycine-gated chloride channel activity; neurotransmitter receptor activity. The record is from RefSeq and is a predicted model, not a curated record. The transcript is spliced from 10 exons. Gene Ontology annotation, biological process: chemical synaptic transmission; regulation of membrane potential; chloride transmembrane transport.